This is a messenger RNA of Benincasa hispida (wax gourd), 631 nucleotides long. RefSeq lists its product as uncharacterized. NCBI's taxonomy places the organism in Eukaryota, Viridiplantae, Streptophyta, Magnoliopsida, Cucurbitales, Cucurbitaceae. The record is from RefSeq and is a predicted model, not a curated record.
AAGAUUCUGGGAGUUUUCCAUUGGCGCGCUAACCAGAACACAACAACGGAGCUGCCAUGGAUGAUCACCCGAAACAGAAUACAGAACGGCUCCGGAAGAAGAAGAAGAAUAAGAUAUCACUUGAAGACUACCUCGAUUUCUUCUCCUCUAAGAAGCAAAAUUUCCUUGCCGUCAAUUUUCUGAGUCAGAUCAUUCGCAUGCACGGCUACAUGAACAUCAAAGGUACGAAGAAUGUAUUGACGGAUGCCGUAAACACUAUUGAUCUGAUCAAUCUCUCUCGUUCCACACUCAAAGAGAGCAUCUCAUCCUCUGCGACCAUUCCGCUUGAGGCCGUAAUUUCGGACCUUGAAAACCUCGAAUGGCAAGAAUGCUGUGUAACAUCAGUUCUGAAUUUCAAUUCCUGGAAACAAAAUAACUCCGAUCCGAGUCCAGACCACCAGAAGCCGACUUGUGCUUCAAAGAAGCCAGAAAAGAAAUUACGACUACCGAUAGAAUGUCCUGGUGAAGAAAUCGAAGCAAUUGAUGGAGUUUCCUCGUCUUCUGCCUCGAAGAAGCCGGGAAGUAUAUUAGAACCUCAGAGUAAAAGAAAGAAAACAGCUGCUUAAAGUGGUGAGAAAAUUGGUUCACUUCA